AUGAUUUUCAUUUGGAGUUCAAACGGUGGCCCAAUGCAGCAUGCCGUCAUGCUGAUUUUGUUUCUGGUACAACUCUUGCCGUUUCUUCUGAACAAUGAAACGAACUUUGAGCAUAGUACUACUACUAGUAGUAGUCGACCUGUUACCAGUGCGCCGCCCCAGCAAACUAGUAAUAACAACAUCAUCAAUCGCAACACAAGGACCGCCGCCCAUCGCUAUUCUGCGAGCUACACCGUAACCACAGAUGAUUUGCCAUGGAAGACACUUGCCUUGACAUUUUUGGUCUUUUUCAUUGUCAUAUUUUCCCUAUUGGCCGUGAGCCUCAAUCAAUAUCGAGUUUGGUUGCGGAGUCGGUAUGAGAAUAUUGCACAGAAUAUAGAAGAGAGACAGGCACGGGAGAUGCAAGAACCACAACAACAGCCACAACCAAAUCAACAGAAUCAACAACAACCACCAAAUCAACAGCAACCACUACGAGAUGCGUACGAACAAUCUUCUCGGUACUGGUUGUCAAUGGGUCUGGCAUCUGGUCUAGUUUGUGGUAUCUUUGUAUGGGGCAUGUUUUUUAAUGAUGUAAAAGACUCGGCUCUUUCUCAGAGCCUUUCCGACAUUGCUUUGUUUUUGGGAAGCAUGCUCCAAUUUGCUGGUUUUGUGUGGAUGAUGACACGGUCCUUUGCCGAUGCUCGUCAUCAUCAAGGCCACCAGCAACCACCACAGCAAAAUCCUGCCAAACUGGCCAAGAUUGUGGCCAAGAUUCGUGAAUUGCCCAUUGAAGAGUUUGUCCCCAAUGAUGAAGAGGCGUAUUCCAAGUUGAAGAUUUCUCAAUUGAAAGGAAUGCUACAAAAUAGAGGCGACACGGCUUCGUACCUGGAACGAAAUGAAAUAGUCUCUUGUUUGAUGAAACAACGCAAGUUCGAUGACUCGUGCUGUAUUUGUUACGAAGAUUAUCACUGUCAUCCUACGAAUGAUGAGGAACAAAAGCAGCACGAGCACAUUGUAACGUUUCUUCGAAUAUUACCAAGGUGCGGCCACGAAUUCCAUUUGGAAUGUUUGGAUCAAUGGGCAUAUACCUUUGAACGCAAGGCGGAAGCUCCCUCUUGCCCACUCUGUAAAACAGAGUUUUAA
Messenger RNA from Cylindrotheca closterium, 1125 nucleotides. Lineage: Eukaryota; Bacillariophyta; Bacillariophyceae; Bacillariales; Bacillariaceae. The record is from the annotation of a GenBank genome assembly.